Messenger RNA from Sciurus carolinensis (gray squirrel), 474 nucleotides. Its product is annotated as peroxynitrite isomerase THAP4-like. The transcript has 4 exons. Lineage: Eukaryota; Metazoa; Chordata; Mammalia; Rodentia; Sciuridae. Bases 1 to 474 code for a protein of 157 amino acids. The record is from RefSeq and is a predicted model, not a curated record.
AUGAACCCAGUGGUGGAGCCACUGUCCUGGAUGCUGGGCACCUGGCUGUCUGACCCUCUGGGAGCUGGGACCUACCCGACCCUGCAGCCCUUCGAGUACCUGGAGGAGGUGCACAUCUCCCACAUGGGCCAACCCAUGCUCAACUUCUCGUUCAACUCCUUCCACCCAGACACACUCAGACCCCUGCACAGAGAGUGUGGCUUCAUCCACCUCAAGCCUGACACCAACAAGGUGGCCUUCGUCAGCGCCCAGAACACAGGAAUUGUGGAGGUGGAGGAGGGUGAGGUGAACAGGCAGGAACUGUGCAUCACGUCCCACUCCAUCGCCAGGAUCUCCUUCAACAAGGAGCCCCAUGUGGAGCAGAAGCCCAGCUUGACCUUAACUUUGACCUUGGGUGGCCUUUCUCUUGACUUCAACCAAGUGCUGGACCUGUUCUUGGCCUUGGCAGCCACCUUUGUGGCGGAAGAAAACUGA